AUGGCUGGCGGUCCCGUUCCCGUGUGGAAAAAAUACACAUCCAGACCCGUGGGCAUCUGGGAGAAGAUCAGACAAAUUUUGGUCCUCGUGCCAAACAGAUCCUCCGGUAACCCACUUCCAUCAUUAUACAGAGCUAUUCCACCAGGCGCUAGAAUCCAGGAAGCCAGAGAUUACAUAGAGCCAGUGACCAUUCCUGCCGGCGACGUCAUUAAAAACCCAUACUUCAAGCGUGAUUACAGAAGAAACUACCCUCAGGUGCUUGGUUUCGACCAGACCAAGGUUUCUGGCUUGUUGACUUUGGGUUCUGCUGAGAAGCCUAGAAUUUCCAUCGGUGACAAGGGCUCCAAGGAGUUGGCUGCGUUUGGGCUGGACCAGAUUGUUAGCUUGUCUACUACAUUGAACACCGUCAAGCCAGACGUUAUCAAGGGCGAGCUUUUGGGUACUCAAGGUGAGCCUAUGGUGGCUCCUUCCUUGAACAAGUUCCACUGGACUAUCAUGAAGGAGCAAGUCCACGGCAUGUACAACGAUGACACCGACGUGUACCCUUGUCGUUUGUUCACCGACUCCAAGACUGCUGAGAGAGCCUCUGCUGUCCACUAA
Molecule: messenger RNA, 600 nt
Organism: Candidozyma duobushaemuli
Lineage: Eukaryota; Fungi; Ascomycota; Pichiomycetes; Serinales; Metschnikowiaceae
Gene: NUO2
Product: Nuo2p
Exons: 1
Coding region: 1-600 (199 amino acids)
Source: RefSeq, a predicted model, not a curated record